GGAAGAUUCAACAACUUUCUUCUGAUCAAAUUUCCGAUACAGAGGAGAAAUCAGAAAUGUCAUUGUUAAUCAUCAAAAGAUCACGAAGCAGAUCCUUCCUUCUCUGGCAAACCCAUCGAACCAAAACCAGAACUAUUCUCUCUUCCUAUAACUCUCCGUCGGAUACAGAUUGCAGCGAUUCAGUCUCUUCUACUUCUGGGCUCUCCUCAGUUUUCACUAGAAGCUUCAAAACCACAUCUUUUGGUUCUCAAUCUGGAAAAAUCUCUUAUCUGAAUCAGAAAUUCGGUAAUCUUGCUUACUCUAAGAGCAGUUUCGUUUCCACGGCUAGACCAUUGAGCUCAGAGGCUGUAACCGUGGCUGCAACUUGCGACGCGCUUACAGUGGAACGAAUCAUAGCUAAUCAAUGGCCGAUCUUAGAUGAGAACGAGAGUGAUUGGAAAAGCCACGCUGCAGCAAUUGCACAGUCUAUUCAAGUCAUCAAGAGACGGUUGCAGUGGAAGAAACUUAUGGUGAAGCUGAAAGUAUUAUCUGCGGAGCUGAAUAAGCCUGAUCUAUGGGAUGAUCCAAAUCAUGCUGGUAAGAUAAGCCGAGAGCACGGCUCGCUGACGGGGAAAAUGAAAGGAGUUAUGACUUUUGAGAGAGAAUUGCUUGAACACAUUGACAUGUUGAAACUUGCUAAAGAGGAGAACGAUUCAGAGUUAGAAUCGGAAACUUUGAAGGCAUUGAUAGAUAUGAGAAGAGUUUCGAAAGAGAAAGAACUCGAGGCUUUAUUAUCUGCAGAGAACGAUCCUUGUUCGUGUUAUAUCGAGGUCCAAGCUGGAGCUGGAGGUACAGAGAGCAACGAUUGGGCAGAAAUGGUAAUGGAAAUGUACAAAACAUGGGCUCAACGACGUAAAUUCUCUGUCACUGUGGUUGAUGAAAUGCCUGGGGAGAUAGCAGGAAUCAAGCGUGCGACAAUCAAAGUGAACGGUGAAUACGCGUAUGGAUACGCCAAAGCAGAAGUUGGAGUUCACAGGCUGGUGCGUAUAUCCCCUUUUGACAGUGGAAAACGGAGACACACUUCGUUUGCAGCUGUUGCAGUGAUUCCAAUACUUGGUGACGGGUCGACCCGAGUGCAGAUCAAUGACUCGGAUCUCCGGAUAGAGCGGUUCCGAUCUGGUGGAGCCGGUGGACAGCAUGCUAACACGACAGACAGUGCUGUGAGAAUCAUUCACAUACCAACUGGAAUAACAGCAACUUGUCAGAAUGAAAGGUCGCAGCAUAUGAACAAGGCUUCAGCAAUGGCAGUAUUACAAUCACGAUUAGACCAACUAGAGAUGGCUCGUCAGACAGCAAUGAACGCGCAACAUACACAAUCACUUACCGAGAUCAGUUGGGGGAACCAAAUAAGAACUUAUGUUCUCCAUCCAUACAGAAUGGUGAAGGAUCUGAGAACAAACUACGAAGUCUCUGAUCCUGACUCGGUUCUUGAAGGAGACUUAGAUGGUUUCAUCUUGAGCUUCUUGUCUUCUUCUUUGGACAAAAGUGAUGAAGAACAUUAAGCUUUUUGAUUCUUGAGCUAUCUUUGCCUCUUCAGUAGUUAGUCUUAAGGGAGUUGUACUAUUAAACUCCGAAAGGAUUAUUGACGCAGGCUCAUUCCUUGUUUUCAAAAGGCAUUAAGUUAGUAAUCUUUAUAUUCCAAUAUUUUAUGUGUAAUAGAUACAAAAUUCCAUUAAAUAUCAGGGAACCAUUAAAUCCUCUAUAUAUUAAACUUGAAAAAAUUGGAUGUUACAUUUGCCGAGAUGUCAUCACCUAUUUCCGA
Eutrema salsugineum is the source of this 1801-nucleotide messenger RNA. Its product is annotated as peptide chain release factor PrfB2, chloroplastic. Gene Ontology annotation, cellular component: cytoplasm. The record is from RefSeq and is a predicted model, not a curated record. The transcript is spliced from 7 exons. Bases 57 to 1541 code for a protein of 494 amino acids. Gene Ontology annotation, biological process: translational termination. Gene Ontology annotation, molecular function: translation release factor activity, codon specific. NCBI's taxonomy places the organism in Eukaryota, Viridiplantae, Streptophyta, Magnoliopsida, Brassicales, Brassicaceae.